ACUCGAGUAGAUUCGCUACGUAUCAGCAUUGUGUGGGAAGACUGCAUAUAUCUCACAGACGUCUUGCUAGUAGGUCUGGUGCCUGGAUUUCGACAAAGCGGGGUUGUCGCGAGAAACCGCAAACUAUGAAGGCUCACACAGGAACAAGCGGCCAUGUUUUGAUGUUUUGUUUGUUGCUAACAGCGGCUUUUUCCGUGAGCCUAUCACAAAUUGAACGGAAGCCAGAAUAUGCAGAAUACCAAGACGCCUGGAAGGCGCUAAAAGUGCCCGGAAAGUACUAUCUCUACAUGAGGUCAUACGAGUACGAGCCAUAUUACAAUGAAAAGAAAUGCGUUUACAAUGAACUGCUUUCUGUAAAUGAAGAGGACCAGUACACCGUCAACGCCGUUGGAGACAUCGAUCCAUUUACCCUUGCAAAGAGCAACAGAACAGCAUACGCAUGGGUUCGAGCCACUGAAGGGUAUCCUGUUCCUGACGUCAUCCAGACUUCCACUUCCCCGUCACGGGAGAAAUUCGUGGAGUAUCCUGUCGCCUUCACGGAGUACAACAACUGUGAAGUACUCAGAGUUCCACACAGGAAUAACGGCUGCGAACUCUGGGCCAAAGCGGGAGAAGUGCACAAGAUUGAAUCCCUUUGCUUUUUCGCAUUCCACUUACUUUGUGGGCCGGAGAAAUAUAUGGUGUACGAUAAAGACCUAUGCGAAUUAUAAUAAAAAGGUUUUUUUUCCAGUGA
Rhipicephalus microplus (southern cattle tick) is the source of this 733-nucleotide messenger RNA. RefSeq lists its product as uncharacterized. Gene Ontology annotation, biological process: symbiont-mediated perturbation of host defenses. Gene Ontology annotation, molecular function: amine binding. The record is from RefSeq and is a predicted model, not a curated record. Lineage: Eukaryota; Metazoa; Arthropoda; Arachnida; Ixodida; Ixodidae.